GUCUUCUGCUCAAGUUAUCAUGACUGUCACCUGACUAAAACAAGUUCAUGUUACAUGUUAUUUGAUGCUAGCCGGUGAAUCUUGAACAGGGUAAAAGUCACAGUUAAUGUAUUAAAAUCGCCAAAAAGAGUUGAAACUGCAAGAAAUGACGCACGUUAUAGCUACAGAGAAUGAUUUGUCGUUAUUGCAGCUAGCUAGCUAGGUAGCUAGCUAGCUACAUUAAUGCUCUUCUGUUGAGUUCCUUCGGCUGUGAAUAUUUUGGAAAUACUGGAAUUGAAAUGCCUCGGGCAGCGUCUAUCAUCAGUGGAAUCCAGCGGAUGGUUCUGUAUGAAACCAGAGCUAGAUAUUUUUUGGUAGGGAACAAUCAGGCAGAGACAAGGCACAGAGUCUUGAAGAUUGACCGCACUGAACCCAAGGACCUGGUCAUAAUUGAUGAUAAGCACGUGUACACUCAGCAUGAGGUUCGGGACCUACUGGGCCGCCUGGACCUGGGCAACCGCACCAAAAUUAGCCAAAAGGGGUCCUCAGGCCUGUCUAGAGCCGUCUCAGCCUAUGGCAUUGUGGGGUUUGUGCGUUUCCUUGAGGGAUACUACAUUGUGCUGAUUACUAAACGCAGAAAGGUGGCGGACAUCGGCGGUCGCGCCAUCUACAAGAUUGAAGACACAAGCAUGAUCUACAUCCCCAAUGAUUCAGUGAGGGUGGCCCACCCUGAUGAAGCGAGAUAUGUGCGGAUCUUUCAGAACAUGGACCUUUCCAGUAACUUCUACUUCAGCUACAGCUACGACCUGAGCCACUCGCUGCAGUACAACCUGACUUUACUGCAGAGGCCUUAUGACCCGUGGUUGUCAGAAGCUCCCUCCACUGAGGAGGAGGUGCACCCGCAGAGCAAGCAGGACAGCUUCGACAUCUUUGAAGAUGAGGGUGUGCCUACGCAGGUGGUUUAUGGCGUCCAGAACGAGCCGUACUACAAGUACGUGUGGAACGGCAAGCUGCUGGAGCGAGUCAAGGACAUCGUGCACCCUGACUGGCUCAUGUAUAUAAUCCAUGGCUUUUGCGGCCAGUCGAAGCUCCUCAUCUACGGCCGACCCGUUCACAUCACCCUCAUUGCCAGGCGCUCCAGCAAAUUUGCCGGAACCCGCUUCCUUAAAAGAGGAGCCAACUGUGAGGGGGAUGUGGCCAAUGAGGUGGAGACCGAGCAGAUCGUCCACGACGCCUCCGUCACGUCUUUCACAGCCGGGAGUUACUCCUCGUACGUCCAAGUGCGAGGUUCCGUCCCACUGUACUGGUCACAGGACAUUUCCACCAUGAUGCCAAAGCCCCCCAUACGACUGGACCAGGCGGACCCCUACGCCCAUGUGGCUGCCCUGCACUUUGACCAGAUGCUGCAGAGGUUUGGAUCUCCCAUCAUCAUCCUCAACUUGGUCAAGAAACGUGAAAAAAGGAAACACGAGAAGAUUCUGAGCGAGGAGCUCUACCCGGCUGUGAUCAACCUGAACCAGUUCCUCCCUCCAGACCACUGCAUCGACUACAUCGCGUGGGACAUGGCCCGCUACACCAAGAGUAAGUUGUGCAACGUGCUCGACCGUCUGAGUAUGAUCGCAGAGAACGUGGUCAAAAGAACCGGUUUCUUUAUCAAUCGGCCCGAAUUCUACUGCCACACGCUCAGACCAGACGACAGGUGGGGGGAUUUGGGUGGACACAUCACAACCAGGGAGCGAGUCCAGACUGGUGUGCUGAGAACCAACUGUGUGGACUGCCUGGACCGGACCAAUACCGCCCAGUUCAUGGUGGGAAAGUGUGCACUGGCCUAUCAGCUGUAUGCGUUGGGGCUGAUUGACAAGCCCAAGCUGCAGUUUGACACUGACUGUGUGAGGCUGUUUGAGGAGCUGUAUGAGGAUCACGGGGAUACUCUGUCCUUGCAGUACGGCGGAUCCCAGCUGGUCCACAGGGUCAAAACCUACCGGAAGAUCGCCCCUUGGACUCAGCACUCCAAAGACAUCAUGCAGACACUGUCACGCUACUACAGCAACGCGUUCUCAGACGCCGACCGACAGGACGCCAUCAAUCUGUUCCUCCAGGUCUACGAGCCGUCGGAAUCCAAGCCGCACCUGUGGGAGCUGCCCACUGACUUCUACCUGCAUCAGAGGAGCACCAUGGCCCUGCUCCAAGACAGACGCAGCUACACGUUGUGGUGGUCAGAGGGAAUCCUGUCCUCGCUCCCCGUGGCCUAUGAUGAAGUUUCUUGCGAGGACAACAUGAAGAAGAUCAAAGUGAAGCGAGUCAACCAGUUCGAUGAAAGUAUCGACGUCUACACGGAGUUCUUCAAACCUUACGAGCUGACCUCCUUCGAUGACAAGUUCUGCAUCAGCAUGACCAACUCUGCAAGGGAAUUUAUGCCCAAGACAGUUGGAGUGGAUCCAAGCCCAUUCACCGUUCGCAAGCCAGAGGAAACAGGGAAAUCAGUUCUGAGCAGCAAGAGCAGCAAGGAGGAGACGCUGCUCCAGAGGAAGACUGCGGCCAGCGCCCCCCCUCCCCCGAGCGAGGAGGCCAUCUCCAGCACGUCGGAGGACGACUCGGAGGACGACCGCGACGACGACGGCUCCGUCUCCCAGCGCUCCACCCCCGUCAAGCUGCUGACCGAGCCUGGGGAGAGCGGUCGCACGCAGGAGGAGACUCAGCAGCAGCUGGUGAACAAGGACCUAUAUGGACUUAAUCUGGCUAAAUUUCCUUCUGAAACGGAUCUGCUGAUUUAUGAAAGGUUUGCACAUCUGGGCGAGAACCAGCACAAAGUGGAGAGAACAGAACACAUAACGCUGGCAAACAUCAUCUGCUUAGAGCCGGUGUCCUGCUUCUCGGACGACAGCGUGUACGGCCUCUCCCCUCCGCAGGUGGACCGGGACAGCCGCGACGUGUUCGAGAGCCAUGUGAUGGCCGGACAGGGGCAGGUGAGGGCGCUGUGCCGGGACGACGUGCUGAUGUACAGGGAAUACGUCAAGAACAGGUACAUGUGAGACACCUGGAUCUCAUGGGCCUCUGUUGCUCAUAUGCACGGACCCAGUCCCAUCGAUAACCCUCUGUUUGACGCCAGCAACAGUGUAACAUGUUUUUUCUGAUGUGUAACCUUGUAAAGACGCUUUUUAUUUGUUUUGUCAUUCUUUUUAUAUCUGUUUUAAGUUUGAUUAGAGUUUAGCCAUUUUAAUAAAUUUAAUUUAAUGAGACGCACAUUUCAGACCUUCAUCAACGAUUCAACAAGUGGUUGGUCAAAACCUAUGUCACAUGAAAUUUGUGAUUCUGUUCUCUUCCUCUACUGCGUUUUGGAGAUGUCAGAAGAUAUUUGUGUACUUUAGUUCACAAUUAAAGCAUUAAUUAUUAUUCAUC
Messenger RNA from Betta splendens (Siamese fighting fish), 3378 nucleotides. RefSeq names its product FIG4 phosphoinositide 5-phosphatase a (gene fig4a). Bases 279 to 3011 code for a protein of 910 amino acids. The record is from RefSeq and is a predicted model, not a curated record. NCBI's taxonomy places the organism in Eukaryota, Metazoa, Chordata, Actinopteri, Anabantiformes, Osphronemidae. Gene Ontology annotation, biological process: phosphatidylinositol dephosphorylation. Gene Ontology annotation, molecular function: phosphatidylinositol-3,5-bisphosphate 5-phosphatase activity. Gene Ontology annotation, cellular component: intracellular membrane-bounded organelle. The transcript has 24 exons.